Ascochyta rabiei is the source of this 339-nucleotide messenger RNA. RefSeq lists its product as uncharacterized. The record is from RefSeq and is a predicted model, not a curated record. Lineage: Eukaryota; Fungi; Ascomycota; Dothideomycetes; Pleosporales; Didymellaceae. The transcript has a single exon. Bases 1 to 339 code for a protein of 112 amino acids.
AUGUCCCGACUAACCCGCAAAGCGAGUGCUAUGCAACUCCUGGAGCUCAACGCAGCACAUGUCCAAGCCGAGCAACAAGCGCUGCAUGCCGAAGUCUGCAAUAUCAAAGACGCUUUGAGGCGGAGCCACACCGCUAAUGCCAUGCUUCGCGGCGAUGUGGAACGGUUCAAGAACAUAGUGCGAGCGCAGGACGCUGCGCUGCGUGGUUUACACGAGGAGGUCUUCAGCGUGAAGAGAGAGCUUGCUGCGUUUACGAGACUGCCUGUUGUUGAGAGUGGUACCCAUAUAGUGAAGACGAACAAGCAGCACGACGCGAAGGAGCAGAUGAGGAGAAGAUGA